AUGUGGCGGCGCACGGGACCUCCGUCUCGCGCGCUCCUACUCCUCCUGCUGGCGUCCCUGACUUUGCCAGGCAAUGGUAACCAGGGCAGUGUCAUUGGAAGUUGUCACUGCGAUCAUGUAAUUUCUACCCCCCUACCAACGGGACGCAGGGAGCAUAUGCGAAAACACCUGAAAGGCUACCAGCGCUGUCCACCCUUUGUCAGGUUCCAGCUGCAUUCUCGGACUGUGUGUGGGGGCAGCACCCAGCUGUGGGUUCUGGAGUUGAUGAGCUGCUUUGAUCACAAAAAAUGUGGAUAUGUCUCCGUGAAGAAUUCAGCUCUCCAAAAGCAUUUACCUCCCCUCAGCACUGAGGUUCCUGAGCCCACAAAGGGGACUUCAGACGUGGGCACCUCUGCCCGGAUGUAUCUGCCACCCACUCUGCUGUCUACCCAGCUGCCCACCCUUCCAGCAGCAGCACCGUCUUUGGACAGAAGUCUCACCCCCUUCAACGAAACCACCACUCCCACUGUGGGCCACAGUCUGGCGGCUGGGCCUGAGGCUGGGCAGAACCAGAAGCAGUUGGAAGACCGUGUGGGUCCCCCAGGUGGGAAUUCAGCCAUGGUUGCGGUGCUGUCCCUCCUGGCCACCGUCUUCAUUCUCACUGGAGUCCUCCUCUACGUGCUGUGCAAGAGGAGGAGGGAACAGUCAAAACAGUACUGCCCAGAUCUGCAGCUCCAUUACAUACCGGUGGCAUCAGGCUCCUAA
Orycteropus afer afer is the source of this 744-nucleotide messenger RNA. It is a transcript of the gene CXCL16, whose product is annotated as C-X-C motif chemokine ligand 16. The transcript is spliced from 5 exons. Lineage: Eukaryota; Metazoa; Chordata; Mammalia; Tubulidentata; Orycteropodidae. The record is from RefSeq and is a predicted model, not a curated record. Gene Ontology annotation, molecular function: scavenger receptor activity; chemokine activity; low-density lipoprotein particle receptor activity. Gene Ontology annotation, biological process: receptor-mediated endocytosis; response to tumor necrosis factor; positive regulation of cell growth. The coding region runs from base 1 to 744 and encodes 247 amino acids.